Prorocentrum cordatum is the source of this 12465-nucleotide messenger RNA. Lineage: Eukaryota; Dinophyceae; Prorocentrales; Prorocentraceae. The record is from the annotation of a GenBank genome assembly.
AUGGGGGACGGCGCCGUGAUGGAGUGCUGCUUCAGCCCGUGGGACGCCGGCAAGCACGCGCAGGCGAAGUACAACGGGCAAUGCCAGUGGUGUUCGCCAGUACGCAUGCAGACAAUUUGCAAGACGCAGCGGCUUUCCAAGCUGGCGUCUCACAGCCUGGCGAAUCUUCAGAAGCUCGACGCGGGCAUCUACGAUAUCGCCGUGGAGAGGGUGGCCAUGCGCGAGGGCGGAGACGAGCUCAUCUCCCGUGCCAAGGAGAUCGUCGCGAAGAACCAGCAGGCCGCGGCGCCAGCGCAGGAUCCGGUGGAUGACCAGGGCGACGUCGUCAUGGAGCUUGCCGAGGAGGCGCCCGGCGGCGCGCUGGACGCAGCGGAGCCGCCACCGCCGCCGCCUGCCGUGGAGCGCCAAGGACAACGCUUGUGCGAGGGGUACGAGCUCGGGCGCGUCAUGGGGCGCAAGCUCAAAGGCAAAGGCGACUGCGGCGUGUGCGUUUUCUCCAGGGCGGAGCCUGGCGAGCGCGCCUUUGCCGCGGGCGGUCAUUGCGUGUUCUGCACGCCUGCGCGCAUGAAGGAGGCGGCACAGAAUCCCAUGAAGAAGAAGCGCGUCAUGGCCGACCUGAACAAGUUCAAGCAGGCGAGCGCGGCUCUCCAUGCGAAAGCGCUCGGGAGGCUCCGCAGGCACCUGACGAUGCAUGACUACAAGGUUCUUGUAACUCCACACAAUUGCUGCCGCGGGGCGGGAGAGCACGCGUGCCCGUUCAGCACAGCGAAUCCGGGUCAGCCAGCGCGCGUGCUGAAGGAGGACAAGCACCUGUGCAGCUGGUGCGACCCGCAGAGGCUGCGCGGCAUGCAGGGCGUCAAGCGCAGCGGCUUGCUGAAGCAAUUGAAAGCCUUUCGCGAGAAGGACGAGGCUGUGUUCGACAAGGCCGAGGCAAUCCUAAAGAGCGUCUACGGCGACGACUACGCGGCGCAGAUGCGGAAGAAGACGGUUCGCCAGAAUCAGCAGGCGGCCCGCGCUCAGAGAGCCCGGAGGCGCAGCGGGAAGACCGAUUGGCCAGAGAAGCUCAAGAGGCGCGCUCUGCAGAUGCAGAAUCCAGCGGACGACAAGGAGGCGCGGAAGAAGUUCCCGAGACUCACCCUGGAGAACCACAAGAAGGUGGAGAACUCGUUCUUCAAGGACAAGGCCGAGAGGAGAGUCCGCGGGCGCGCCGACGAGAUCCCCAAGGGAGAGGAGUUGGACCCGCCGCUGGAGGCAGCGAGCUUCAGCGAUCUCUCCAAGGGGUUGGAGUCCUGGGCUCUGCGCGGCUCCUGGGGGAUGUGCAAGGAUUGCAGCGUCCUGCAGCCGCGCCCGAUGCACGAGGUCGACAUGUUCCGGGACGCCAGCGAGGAGAUCUCGAAGAGCGCUUGCCGUCGGUGCAACGCCUCCCGCAAGAUGUUCGUGCCGCUGCCGGAGCAGGUGCCGAAGAAACUGCGCGAGCUCUCCGAGGAAGCCGUCGAGGCGCUGAGGCCCAUUGAGAUUGAUGUCGGCCCCGAGACGCGGUCCACCGACAAGUUCGGGCGGCCGAACGGGUAUCGGAAGAAGAUGAAGAUGAUCACCUUUUAUUUCUCUCGCUGGCAUGUGCGUGACAAGAUCAAGGAGAUCGAGGACAAGGAGAUGCGCCACAGGGCGAAGAGGGCGCUGGAGUACCUGCUGUCAUGCGAGGAGUCCUCGUACAAGUACUUCUACGACAUGCAUGAGAAGUUCCUCCGCAAGAACGGCGACGAUGCCGCUGAUAGGAAGCGCAAGCGGCCGUACCACUUCUUGCAGGAGGUCGGGCUAGAGUGCGCGCUGUGGCCACACCUGUACUGGUGCACGGAGAUGACGGAGACUAAGGAGCAGUGGUCGGAUGCGCGUCGCGAAGAAAGACGGCAGGCGCAGGAGGCGAAGAAGAAGCCGGAGUACGGCUACCGCAGUGACGACUCCGACGAAGACGACGGCAGCGGCGACCAGGAGAGGAGCGAGCGCACGAGCGUCAAGCGGUCCUUCAUCACGAAAUGCUUAUCACCACUCCUGGGGUACGGGUCCAAUUUCGAAUUGUUGCAGUUCGUGUACGACUUGAAUAUGUGGGCCACGCUCGGCGGGAAGAAGAACCUGGGUCUGGACAACGUCCCCAUGCGAGUGCUCAUGAAGGGCCAUACCUUCUCACCUCUGUACUGGAAGGAGGUUCACAACGGGCUCGUGGACCUUGUCCGCCAGAUCGGCUUCCCCAAGCUGUUCUUCACCAUUGCGCCGUGGGAGCCAGCGUUCAGGUACCACGACUGGUUGCGGGAUGAGAUGGAGAAGACUCUGAGGACCCGCAUGUAUCUGCCCGUGGGAGAGACGCUGCACAUCACUCACGUGCUCAUGGAGAUUGUCCGUGGCCUCCUCGCGGGGAACAACCAGCAGCGCAUGGAUCGGGAGAGUAUGUCGUGGACGAAGCACGUGUUUUCGGCGAAAGACUCAGAUGGGAAGCAGGUGCGCGCGCAGUCCUUCACGCGCUUGGAGUUCCAAGACGGGAGCCGCAAGGAGGGGACGAAGCGCUACGACGGGUCCGGGCGGCCGCACUUGCACGCGUUGUUCUUCGCAGACGACGAGGCGAUGGCGAACAUGGGGCUUGACCAUCACCUGUUUGCCACGAAGCCCGAGGACUUCCCAGACCACCUCAAGGGCUACGUGGACGGCUCGCAGAUGGACAGGCACGGCGGCGGAGAGAGCAAGUGGCCGAUCUACCACGGGCCGUCAGGGGUGCACAACAGCGAUGGCAUUCUGGAGCUGAAGCACACGGAGAACGACCACGACUCGGGCAUGCGAGCCUUUUGCGCUGACGUCAUGGACGGGCAACCAUGCCACCAGGAUUGGCUGAAGAGCGACGGCGAGACCAUGCUCCUGCAGUAUGUCUCCAAGUACGUAGCCAAAUUCUCCGACAGCAGCUACGACGAGUGGAUGAGCGACAGCGCCUCCGCGGACAGCGUGGCGCGCCGCGUGUGCUUCGAGUAUCACCCGUACGAGCCGGAGAUGAUUCUGCAGCUGUGCGGCGCCCAGUUCCGGCAGUACGACAUCUCUACGGCCAGUGGCGGCUUCCGGACCGUCUCGGCGCCCUACGCGGGCAUGUCAGUGGUGCCGGAGUGGGUGCAGAAGUACGCCGAGUGCGCGUGGCGCCACGACGGAAUGGCUCUGCUGGAGUGGUUGCGCAAGACCAACGACGACGGGAACAUCGCGGGUUGGCUGGUUCGCAAGCACAAGCAGGAGCUCAUGAUGGCGCUCUACCAAAGGUAUCGGAAGACCAUGGACGACGGGGAGGAGCCGCUGACGCUCGACGCUUACUGGCGCAGCCUCCGCGCCGCGUUCAAGGACGAGCCGAACAGCGAGGAGGCGCCGAUGACAUUCGUGGAGUAUCUCGCCGCGAGGUAUAGGCGGGAGAAGAGCGACGACGAGGUGGAUUUCCCCGAGUUGGAGCAGUUCGCGCAGGCGUACCGCAUGCAGGGCGAGAAAGUCGUCAGCGUCGAGACCGUGUACGAGCUGAAUGACCGCUACUACGGCCAGUGGGCUGCCAUGAACGUGCCGUUCCGUUCGCUGGACGAGUUAGUAUUCGAAGACAUAGAACAGCGUGUCCCCAGGAAGUACCGCUACCUGGCGUCGGCGCUGCGGCUGUGCUCGGACCAAAGGCGCGUCGCCGCAGAGCAUCGCGACCUGUUCACCAACGACAAGCUUCUCGUGGACUACAUGAAGGCGUCCGCGAAGUCGACGAAGUUCAGCGAGAACGUUCUGAGCAUGGUCGUGGGGCAAAGGAAGCUCAUCAAUAUGUAUCUGGCGGGUGUUCUUGACAAGAGCGACGAGAGCGCUGCGGCGGAGGCGGCGGCGGCCGCGGAUGGGAAUCGCAGACGUCCGCGAGACGACGCGGAGGGAGCGGCGGACGCGAGGUUCAACCAGCAGCAGCUCCAGUUCGAGUCCGCGAUCAACGAGAGCGUCGACCGUGCGCUCAGGGCGAACCAUUCGGAUGAUUGGGAGGACGCAGACGAUGCGCGCGAGGAGGCAUGGCAGAAGGGGAAACCCAUUAUCUGCCUCGGCAAACCAGGCACGGGGAAGACUACCGUGGUGAAGGCUUGCAUCCGGCGUGCCCAGGACAAUGGCGCCCGAGUGCUCUUCGCGCUCCCGACGGCACAGCUCGCGAGCCGCAUGCGGGCCGCGCUCAACGACAUGCACGGCGUGGAGGUGGCCACGUGUCACGCAGCGUUCAAGCUGAACGAGCCUGUCACGGAGUCGUUGCCGCUGAUGACCAUGUACGACCUGGUCGUCGUGGACGAGGUGUCGCUCCUUGACUGUCCGCAGUUUGAGCGCAUGGUGAAGUUGUGGAGCGUCGCAGAGAAGGUCCCGGCGCUCGUGUUCCUGGGCGACAAGUAUCAGCUUCCGGGCGUCGGGGAGACGCGCGCAUGGGAGAGCGCCGCCUGGUCACGGCCAGCGUGUUAUCACGUGAAGCUGCACGAUGCGUGGAGAUGCAAGGAGGAGCGCUUUCAGGAGAUCCUCGACGAGAUCCGCACGGCGAAGCCGUCGAAGGAGACGUUGGCGAAGAUCUGUCGGGGGCACAAAGCUUGGAAGAUGGGCGAUCCGACGCCGACGGAUCUGAAGAAGCUCUACGAAGCGCACCCGGAGACGACCGUCGUCACGUGUACCCGGAAGGGAGCGAAUGCAGUGAACGAAGCUGCAGUGAAGGCUCUGUAUGGUCGGAAGUCCCCGCUGGCAGUCCUUCCGGGCGACGUGGAACUGAACCCAGAGAACUACGAGCAUGGGCAGUUCCGCACCGAUCGCCGCCCCCUGCCGAGCGCUGUGCCGGUGUACAAGGGCAUGCAGAUUUACCUCACGAAGAACGUUCGCAAAGAGGAUGAUUUCGUGAAUGGUAUGUUAUGCGUGGUCGAGAACUACCACGAGGCCGAAGACGUCCUGCGCGUGAAGACAAAGACGGGGCACCGCCUCGCUAUUUUCCGCUGGACUGAUCGCGUGCCUCGGGCGCUCGUGAGCGCUAUCUCCGAGCUAUCUUUGAAGGACGCCACAGUCGGCGCCUUCGCUGUAGCCUUUGCGCCCGCUGCGGCCGCCGCCCACGCCAGGCGUGCCUCGGGCGCUCGUGAGCGCUAUCUCCGAUCUAUCUUUGAAGGCGUGCCUCGGGCGCUCGUGAGCGCUAUCUCCGAGCUAUCUUUGAAGGACGCCACAGUCGGCGCCUUCGCUGUAGCCUUUGCGCCAGCUGCGGCCGCCGCCCACGCCAGGCGUGCCUCGGGCGCUCGUGAGCGCUAUCUCCGAGCUAUCUUUGAAGGCGUGCCUCGGGCGCUCGUGAGCGCUAUCUCCGAGCUAUCUUUGAAGGACGCCACAGUCGGCGCCUUCGCUGUAGCCUUUGCGCCCGCUGCGGCCGCCGCUUACGCCAGGCUGCCCUCCAACCCGGUUGGGCGCAUCUCCGAGUUGAUGGAAGGAUGCCCGACAGUCGUCGCCUUCGCUGUAGCCUUUGCGGCCGCUGCGGCCGCCGCCCACGCCAGGCUUGCCUCGGUCGCUUUCGUGAGCUCUAUCUCCGAAGCUAUCUUUGAAGGCUUGCCUCGGGCGCUCGCGAGCGCUGUCUCCGAGCUAUCAUUGAAGGGCGCCACAGUCGGCGCUUUCGGUGUAGCCAUUGCGCCCGCUGCGGCCGCCGCCCACGCCGGGCGUGCCUCGGGCGCUCGUGAGCGCUAUCUCCGAGCUAUCUUUGAAGGCUGCCUCGGGCGCCUCGUGAGCGCUAUCUCGAGCUAUCCGAGCUUCUUGAAGGGCGCCCGGGCGCCACAGUCGGGCGUGCCGCGGGCGCUCGUGAGCGCUAUCUCCGAGCUAUCUUUGAAGGGCGCCACAGUCGGCGCCUUCGCUGUAGCCUUUGCGCUCGCUGCGGCCGCGGCCCACGCCAGGCGUGCCUCGGGCGCCCGUGAGCGCUAUCUCCGAGCUAUCUUUGAAGGCGUGCCUCGGGCGCUCGUGAGCGCUAUCUCCGAGCUAUCUUUGAAGGACGCCACAGUCCGCGCCUUCGCUGUAGCCUUUGCGCCCGCUGCGGCCGCCGCCCACGCCAGGCGUGCCUCGGGCGCUCGUGAGCGCUAUCUCCGAGCUAUCUUUGAAGGCGCGCCGCGGGCGCUCGUCAGCGCUAUCUCCGAGCUAUCUUUGAAGGACGCCACCGUCGGCGCCUUCGCUGUAGCCUUUGCGCCCGCUGCGGCCGCGGCCCACGCCGGGCGUGCCUCGGGCGUGCCUCGGGCGCUCGUGAGCGCUAUCUCCGAGCUAUCUUUGAAGGACCCCACAGUCGGCGCCUUCGCUGUAGCCCCUCUGCGCCCGCUUGCGGCCGCCGCCCACGCCAGCGUGCCUCGGGCGCUCGUGAGCGCUACUCCGAGCUUCUUGAAGGACGCCACAGUCGGCGCCUUCGCUGUAGAUCUGCGCCCGCUGCGGCCGCCGCCCACGCCAGGCGUGCCUCGGGCGCUCGUGAGCGCUAUCUCCGAGCUAUCUUUGAAGGACGCCACCGUCGGCGCCUUCGCUGUAGCCUUUGCGCCCGCUGCGGCCGCGGCCCACGCCAGGCGUGCCUCGGGCGCCCGUGAGCGCUACCUCCGAGCUAUACUUGAAGGCGUGCCUCGUGCGCUCGUGAGCGCUAUCUCCGAGCUAUCUUUGAAGGACGCCACAGUCGGCGCCUUCGCUGUAGCCUUUGCGCCUGCUGCGGCCGCCGCCCACGCCAGGCCCAUGCCAGGCGUGCCUCGGGCGCUCGUGAGCGCUAUCUCCGAGCUAUCUUUGAAGGACGCCACAGUCGGCGCCUUCGCUGUAGCCCUUGCGCCCGCUGCGGCCGCCGCCCACGUCAGGCGUGCCUCGGGCGCUCGUGAGCGCUAUCUCCGAGCUAUCUUUGAAGGCGUGCCUCGUGCGCUCCUGAGCGCUAUCUCCGAGCUAUCUUUGAAGGACGCCACAGUCGGCGCCUUCUCUGUAGCCUGUGCGCCCGCUGCGGCCGCCGCCCACGCUAGGCGCGCCGCGGGCGCUCGUGAGCGCUAUCUCCGAGCUAUCUUUGAAGGCGCGCCUCGGGCGCCCGUGAGCGCUAUCUCCGAGCUAUCUUUGAAGGACGCCACAGUCGGCGCCUUCGCUGUAGCCUUUGCGGCCGCUGCGGCCGCGCGCACUCUCGCGGCGAUGGGCCCUCGGCGCUGCUCUGGCUUUGCGACCGACGACGGGAUCGUCAUCGAGUGCUGCUUCUAUCCGUGGGAGAAGGGCAAGCGCGCGCAGGGCAAGUUCGAGGGGAAGUGUCAGCGGUGCUCUCCCAUUCGCAUGGCAACCAUCUGCGCGACGCCGCAGCAGUCCAAGCUGACCGCGCACAGCCUGGCGAACCUGCACAAGCUUGACAUCGGCAUCUACGACAUGGCCGUGGAGCGGGUGAAGAUGCACGAGAGGGGCGAUCAGCUCAUUGCCCGCGCUGUCGGCAUAAUCUCGGAGCGCUCGCAGGUGGGCGUGCCGCCACCGCCGCCAAUCGAGGGUGACCAGGGCGACGUGGUGUCGCAGCCCGCCGAGGAGGAUAUUCCUGCUGCCAUGGAGCCCGACGAGGGAGCAGCCGCAGCAGGGCCAGCAGCGGCAGCGGAGCCGCGGCCCGUACCCGCGGAAGGCGAGGGCGCGGCCGCUGGGCGCAGACGCAAGCGCCUCUGCGAGGGAUACAGCCUGGCGCGCGCCAUGGGCCGCAGGCUCCGCAGCAAGGAGGACGAGGGGGUCUGCUUGUUCUCCCGAGAGCAUCCUGGACAGCGUGCCAUAGCGCUCGACGGGAAGUGCCUCUGGUGCACGCCUGCUCGCAUGAAGGAGGCGGCAAGCAAUCCCGCCAAGAAGCAACAUGCCGUGACCGACCUGAAGAAGUUCGAAGCUCGCAACCCUGCGCUGAAGCAGAAGGCGCUGGGGCGUCUGCGCAGGCACCUCACCGCGCAGGAAUAUAAGGUCAUCGUCACGCCGCACAACUGCUGCCGCGGCGCAGGGGAUGCCAUGUGCCCCUUCAGCACGACGAACCCAGGGCAGCCCGCGUACGUGAAGAAGGCCGACAAGCACCUGUGCAGUUGGUGCGACCCGCAGAGAUUGCAUGGCAUGCAAAGCGUGAAUCGAACAGGAGUGUUGAAGCAGCUGCAGAUUUUUCGCGAGAAGGACGAGAGCGUCUUCGACAAGGCAGAAGCCAUCCUGAAGGCUGUGUUCGGGGACAACUACCGCGCGCAGAUGAGGAAGAAGACGGUGCGCCACAACCAGCAGGCGGCACGAGCCCCGAGGCGCAAGGGCACCACGAACUGGCCAGAGAAGUUGCAGAAGCGGAAGUUGGUGAUGCAGGACCCCAAAGACAGCAAGGAGGCUCGCAAGAAGUUCCGCAAGCUCACGCUGGACAACCACAAGAAGGUUGAGAAUUCGUUCUUCAAGGACAAGGCCGAGCGGAAGGAGCGGGGGCGCGUCGACGAGGUGCCCAAGGGUCCUGCCUUGGACCCGCCGGUAGAGCCAGCGGGUUUCAGCGACCUCUCGAAGGGGCUGGAGUCCUGGGCUUUGCGCGGCUCCUGGGGAAUGUGCAAGGAAUGCGGCGUCCUGCAGCCGCGCCCGAUGCACGAGAUCGACAUGUUCCGAGACGCCAGCGAGGAGAUCUCGAAGAGCGCUUGCCGUCGCUGUAACGCCGCCCGAAAGAUGUACGUCCCGCAGCCUGAGGACGUGCCAGGGCCUCUCCGCGGACUGUCGGAGGAGAUCGUGGAGGCUCUCCGGCCCAUCGAGAUCGACGUCGGCCCCGGGACGCGCUCCACCGACUCAACCGGGCGCCCGAACGGCUACCGCAAGAAGGUGAAGAUGAUUACUUUCUAUUUCUCGCGGUGGAGCGUCAAGGACAAGAUCAAGGAGCUGGAAGGUCGCGAAGCGCGCAGUAGAGCGCGGAAGGCACAUGAUUACCUCAUGUCCUGCGAAGACUCCGCCUACGAGCACUUCCACAACAUGCAUGCCAAGUUCCUUCGCAAGCAGGGUGAGGAUGCGCCCGAUAGAAAGCGGAAGCGCCCGUACCACUUCCUCCAGGAAGUCGGGUUGGAAUGCGCUCUGUGGCCGCACCUGUACUGGCGCACGGAUAUGACGGAGACGCACGAGCAGUGGUCCGACGCGCGCCGCUCGGAGAGGCGCGACGCCCAGGAGACGAGGAAGACAAAGGGCAAGGCCAAGUACCCAUGCCAGUCGGACUCGGACGACGAGGAAGACGACGGCGACGACGCUGCAGGCAGUGGCCAGCGCACCAGCGUUAAGCGGUCGUUCAUGAUCAAGUGCUUGUCGCCACUGCUCGGGUACGGGUCCAACUUCGUGCUGCUGCAGUUCGUGUACGACCUCAAUCUGUGGGCUACGCUCGGAGCCAAGAAGAACCUCGGCUUGGACAACGUCCCGAUGAGGGUACUCAUGAAGGGUCACACCUUCUCGCCAAUGUACUGGAAGGAGGUGCACAACGGCCUCGUCGACCUGGUCCGACAGGUGGGCUUUCCGAAGCUCUUCUUCACCAUCGCGCCCUGGGAGCCGUCCUUCAAGUACCGCGACUGGUUGCGCGACGAGAUGGAGAAGUCGCUGAAGACCCGCAUGAACUUGCCCGUCGGGGCGCUGCAUCAGGGAAACCGCUGCUGGACAAAGCACGUGUUCGCCGCGAAAGACGCCGACGGCAAGCAGGUCCGCGUGCAGACAUUUACGCGGCUGGAGUUCCAGGACGGAAGCCGCAAGGAGGGCACGAAGCGCUACGACGGCUCUGGCCGCCCGCACCUGCACGUGUUGUUCUUCGCGGACGAGGAUGCCAUGGCGAACAUGAAGCUAGAGCACCACCUCUUCGCAACGAAGCCCGAGCAUUUCUCAGAACAUCUGAAGGGGUACGUGGACGGCUCCCAGUUCAACAAAUACGGCGACGUAGAAAGCAAGUGGCCGAUCUAUCACGGCCCACCAGGUGUCCACGGUGCCGACGGCAUCCUUCAGCUCAAGCACACAACGGAGGACCACGACGGUGGGAUGAGAGCGUAUUGCGCUGACGUGAUGGACGGCCUCCCGUGUCAUCAAGAUUGGCUCACCAGCGAUGGCGAGGCCAUGCUGCUACAAUACGUCUCCAAGUACGUCGCGAAGUUCUCAGACUCGAGCUACGACGAAUGGAUGAACGACCAGGCGUCCGCCGACAGCGUGGCACGCCGCGUAUGCUUUGAGUACCACCCGUACGAGCCAGAGAUGAUCCUCCAGCUGUGCGGCGCGCAGUUCAGGCAAUAUGAGAUCUCCACGAGCAGUGGCGGAUUCCGGACGGUCUCUGCGCCGUACGCGGGUAUGGCCGAGGUGCCCGAGUGGGUGCACAAGUAUGCCGAAUGCUCCUGGCGCCACGAGGAAAUGACCCUCCUAGAAUGGUUGCGAAAAACCACAGACGACGGUGCCAUUGCCGGGUGGCUGAGGCGCAGGCACAAGCAGGAGCUAGUGCUGGCACUCUAUCGCCGGUAUCGUGCGUUCGUAGCCGAGGGCGAGGAUUACCUGACGCUCGACGCCCACUGGCGCACCCUUCGCGCCGAAUUCAAGGACGACAUGGCCGUGGACAAUGGAAGCAACGUGAGUGACGGCGAGGGCGAUGCGGAGGAGUGCACGCAGCCCGCGACCUUCGAGAAGUUUCUUUCGAAGAAGCACGACAGCGAGAAGCAGGACGGCGAGCCGGACUUCCCCACGGUGGAGGAGUUCGCGCGGUCGUAUAAGAUGCAAGGCGAGAAGGUGGUCAGCGUCGACACCGUCUACGAACUCAACGACCGCUACUACGGCCAGUGGGCAGCCAUGAACGUUCCCUUCCGGUCGCUUGACCAGUUGUUGUUUGAGGACGUCGACAGGCUCGUCCCGCGCAGGUACCGAUACUUAGCAUCGGCGCUGCGGCUGUGUUCCGACCAGAGGCGCGUUGCCGAGGAGCACUGGAAUCUGUUCACCGACGACAGGAGCCUGGUAGACUACAUGAAGGCGUGCGCCAAGUCGCAGAAGUUCGUCGACAACGUGCAGCGCAUGGUCAUCGGUCAGAGGAAACUCGUCGAUAUGUACUUGACGGGCGUCCUCAACAAGGACGACGAGCAGGCCGCGGCUGAUGCGGAGGCCGCUGUUGUUGGAAAUCGCAGGCGGCCGCGCGACGACGCGGAAGGAGCUGCGCCUGUCGUAUUCAACGACAAGCAGUUCCUCUUCGAGUCCGUGAUUAACGACAGCGUGGACCGCGCAAUCCUGGCAAAUCAUUCCGACGAUUGGGAAGAGGCAGAUGACGCGCGGGAGAACGCGCACCAGAACAACAAGCCAAUCGUCUGCCUCGGGAAGCCAGGCACGGGCAAGACCACAGUGGUGAAGGCUUGCAUCCGGCGCGCACAGGAGAAGGGCGGCCGCAUUCUGUUUGCGCUUCCGACUGCGCAGCUGGCCAGUCGAAUGCGCGGAUCGCUGAGCGACCUCGAAGGCGACGGCGUGGAAGUGGCCACGUGCCACGCAGCAUUCAAGCUCAACGAGCCAAUCACAGAGUCACUGCCUCUCAUGACGCUCUACGACCUGGUCGUCGUAGACGAGGUGUCUCUCCUCGACUGCCAGCAGUUCGAGCGCAUGAUCAAGCUGUGGAAAGUGGCUGGGCAAGUGCCGACGCUCGUCUUCCUAGGAGACAAGUACCAGCUGCCCGGCGUCGGGGAGACGCGUGCAUGGGAGAGCGUCGCCUGGCCAAAGCCACGGUGCUUCCACGUGAAGCUCACUGAAGCGUGGAGGUGCAAGGAGGAGCGUUUUCAAGAUAUCCUUGACGAGCUCCGAACCUCGAAGCCCAGCAAAGACACGCUCAAUCGUAUUUGCCGCGGGCACAAGGCCUGGAAGAAGGGUGACCCAACGCCUGCUGAUCUCAAGAAGCUCUUCGACGAGUGCCCGAACACAACUAUCGUCACCUGCACGCGCAGAGGGUCCACGGCCGUGAACGAAGCGGCGGUGGAGGCCAUCUACGGGCGGAAAUCCCCACUGGUGACGCUCGACGGCGACGUGGAGCUCAACCCCGAGAACUACCGCGACGGCGAGUUCCGCACCGACAGGCGCCCGAGGCCCAGCAAAGUCCCGAUCUACAAAGGCAUGCGCCUGUACCUCACGAAGAACGUCCGAAAGGAAGAUGACUUCGUGAACGGCAUGCUCUGCACGGUCGGGAACUACUACGCGGACGAGAGCAUGCUGCGGGUGAAGACGAAGACCGGAAAGCAGUUGGCAAUCACCUUGUGGACCGACCGCGACAAGAACAAUGCUGUGUACUUUCCCAUCCGCAUGGGCUACGCGAGCACUAUCGACAAGGUCCAGGGAGACGAAUUCCCUCACAUCACUAUCUACCUGGACGGGUGGCCGCGUCCCGCGGCAGGAUACACGGCGCUCAGCCGCGUUGCCACGUCCGACUGCUACAAGAUCGGCGGACACGUAGAUCGCGACCACUUCAUCCCGGCCUUCUGA